Medicago truncatula (barrel medic) is the source of this 1312-nucleotide messenger RNA. Its product is annotated as heavy metal-associated isoprenylated plant protein 35. The transcript is spliced from 3 exons. The record is from RefSeq and is a predicted model, not a curated record. NCBI's taxonomy places the organism in Eukaryota, Viridiplantae, Streptophyta, Magnoliopsida, Fabales, Fabaceae. The coding region runs from base 148 to 1035 and encodes 295 amino acids. Gene Ontology annotation, molecular function: metal ion binding.
CAUGCCUGUUCACUUUGUUCCCCCACACAGUGCAUAUCCUCCCAACCCAAGUACAUUUUUGGCAUUUUCUCUUCUUUUCUCAUUAAGCCCCCCACAUUCACUCUCUGCUUUCAACUCUUCAAUUCUACUCCCACUUCCCUCUCUCUAAUGGAUGCAAAACCAAAACCCUCUUCAGAACCUUUGAAAUAUCAGACAUGGUUCUUGAAAGUUUCUAUCCACUGUGAAGGUUGCAGAAAGAAAGUAAAGAAAGUUUUAAAGCGCAUUGAUGGUGUUUUCACGGCAACAAUUGAUUCACAACAACAAAAAGUAACAGUAACUGGAAAUGUUGGUGUUGAGACCCUUUUAAGGAAGCUGGUCAAAGCUGGAAAGUACGCUGAGAUUUGGCCGGAGAAUCUUGACGGGAAGGGAAAAAGCUCCGGCAAAGAGAAGAAAAAGAAGAAGGAUCAGAAUGAACCAACAGAAGUACAAAGCUUGCAAAACAAGGGAACUGAAAGUGUUACCAAGUGUGAAAAUGAAGGUAAAAACAAGAACAAAAAAUCAAAAACUGACGCCGGAGAGUUGCCGGAAAAGUCACCGGCCGGCAACCAUGUUCCACCGGUGAGUGGUGGAGGUGGUUCUGAUAAUAAUAAGAAGAAGAAGAAGAAGAAAAAGAAAGAUGAAUGUGGUGGAAAUGGAAAUGGAAGUGAUGGUUUGACUACAGUAGCUAAGAGUGGACCAGCACACAGUGGAUUCCAAUUUCAGAAUCUUGGUCAGACUAUGGCCCACCAAGUGAAUCUCAGCCCUACACGUCAGCAAUCAAUCUUGUAUCCAUCAGAAACUGGUUAUUACCCUUCAAUGGUUUAUAUGUCAUCAGCUUACAAUAGAUUGUAUCCUACGGGAAGAGUUGGUGAUCCUUCUUAUUAUGUUCCAUCUUCACCCUACACGUGUCCUACUAGCUUUGUUGAUCAAUAUGGUAGUUAUCAGGUUCAAUCUGGACCGUUGGUUCCUUUUGAGUUAUUUAGUGAUGAAAAUGCAAGUGGAUGUUCCAUUAUGUGAGGAUUGUGAAGAAAGAAAAUGUUGCACUUUUGUAUUGGUUUUAUGGUCCAAGAAGACACUCCUAGGUAGUUUUGCAAUGAUAGGUUUAAGGGCUGUGUUACAAGGCAUAUACAUUGUACUCUCUUUGGUCUUGUAUGUAAGCCUUAUAAGUUAUUGUAAAGCUGAAAUGUUAUGUUUUUGCUUUGUUUUUGUUAUGGAUCUAGUAGUAAAUCAUGGACUAAAUUAUGUUAAAAGUUUUACAUAAAUAUGUCAUGAGAGAAUUUGUGUGUGUAUGUUA